Symbiodinium sp. CCMP2592 is the source of this 1152-nucleotide messenger RNA. Lineage: Eukaryota; Dinophyceae; Suessiales; Symbiodiniaceae. The record is from the annotation of a GenBank genome assembly.
AUGACUUCGGCUAGGUAUACACUGCUGGCCUUUCAACAUCUGCAGGUGAAUUGGAGCGAUCCUUUCGCUUCCUGCGAAGAGAGAGCCGAGUACGUCUUCGAGAACGGUGCGAGCUACACUGGCCAGUGGCUCGGCAACGAAAGGCACGGGUAUGGAGUUCAGCGUUGGCCGGAUGGGGCAGAAUACCGCGGGCAAUGGAAAAGGGAUAGGGCAGACGGAGAGGGCAGCUUCCUCCACGCAGAUGGCGACAAGUUCACCGGACAAUGGGCAGCCGACAAAGCAACCGGCCAGGGCACCUACGAACAUGCAGAUGGGAGCAGAUACGAGGGACAGUGGCUCGAGGACAAGCAACAUGGUGAAGGGGUGGAGAGGUGGCCGGAUGGGGCGAUCUUUAAGGGCCAGUACGAACACGGCAGAAAGCACGGCCGGGGCAUGUUUGUGUGGGCAGACGGCUCCCUGCAUUCAGGUCAAUUCUCAGAGAACCAGCUCAACGGAGUCGGCACCUAUGUGUGGACAGAUGGUCGAGUCUACGUCGGCAAUUUCAAGAAAGACCGCAUGGAUGGAAACGGGACGAAUUUCUGGGAGGAUGGACGACAGUACGCAGGGCAAUACGAAGAUAACCAGAAAUCUGGGGAGGGCGUCUUCAGCUGGGCUGACGGAAGAGCUUAUCACGGGGAGUGGCUGAAUGGCAAGCAACAUGGCUUCGGGAGGUAUCGCUAUGUGAAUGGCCAGUGGGCCCAAGGUUGGUGGCAAGAUGGGAAGAGAGAGCGCUGGGAUGACGCUGACGUGCCCCCACGGGCACAGGAACUUGUGUCGGCGCAGCGCAUUCGUUGGCAUGCCACCGUUGUUUGGACAGGCGCUGUCUUGGCUGGGCUGGCCUAUAGCCCUUUUGCUGGAUGUCGUGGAGACAUGGCGUGGCUCCUCUUGGUGCUGGUGGUGCCGGUGCUUCUUUGGGCUGCGUGGGACGAGCAUUCAAUGGCUUCAGGAAUUGCGCGGCGCAUCUUACGUGCCCUCGCACGGCUUCCAGGGACGGACGGAGCACAUCAAGGACUUGAUCGAUGCGCGUUCGCUCUGCUGCGGCAAGGGUCUGCUUGGAAGCAUCGUGAUGCUAAAGCUGUUCUCGGUGUUGGACGCUGCGGAUGUCGCAACUGA